AUGAACUCUCCAGACUAUCGAUUCACCAGUGGUCUUACGAACUUUCCUGUGGCUUACGGCUCCCGCCGCUACUUGUUAAGAGGCUUCUGCCUGCUCUGUUUGUUAACUCUAUGCACUGCAUCCCCGAAAAGUGCUGCGGCAGUGCAUGAGACAACCCCGCUCUGCGAUGUUGCCCCCGUAACUACUGCUACGGCGGCUGCCCUACCGCCAAGUCUUCCGACAGAGGGCAACGAGGUUAAGUGGAAGCACUCGAGCAGUUCUACCAGUAUAGAUAACGAGGACGGCUGCACGACUAGCAUCACGAGGGGCACCCCACCAGCUUUGAAUUGCAGGGAUUCAUUGGCCAUGUCGAAUAGUCUGGUGAGCCCUAGGCGUUCUUCGGCACUCCCCGUCUUUUUAAAAGUUAGUGCAUUGGUAGCAGCAGUGAUUGGGACCGCAGCAGUUGUGUUUUUAGUGCUUCGCUGCUCACAAGAGAGACGGCUACAUUUGUCUCAAGGACAUAACCCACGUGCCAUUUCUGACCCUGGCUUCGACGAGGGUGAAGGACCCAGCACACGGAUCACAGCUUGUGUUAAUUUGAGAGACGAGCAGGAAGCAAAAAAUACAGAAAAUCAGGGGGAAGUGCUAUCUGAACAUCAAGUUAGGCGGAGAGCAAGGUCACUAUUUCGAGAAGCCCUUGAACUAUGUGAUGCUGGCUCAAGGCUCCUUCCUUUACUUGGCGGGGGAGACUAUCUAAGAGGUAUUUCUCUGAUUGUGGGCCUUACUGCUGUAGAACUGGCUUCUGUUGGUUACGUUCUUCCCGAAGUUUUGGAUGGCGGUUGGAGCGCAACAGUGGAUGCAAUUGCGCGUGAGUCACGACUCGCAAUAUCUGGGGUGUCUCGCACUGGCACACAUGGCAACACCGUAAGGAAGAUUCGCCGAUUAGGGAAGUUCUUGGCUAGUAUUCGCCGACGCCGGCCAAAGAUUGACGUUAGACAAAAAGUUCGAAGUGAUUUGUUGUUUACUUCCAUUACCAUCGCAAGAGAAGCAAUAAGUCAGUCUAAACAGGCAGUUGAUGUGCUGAUCCCAUGGUCAAUGCAAAAUUUGAGUGCGCAAGCAUUAGGCAACGACAAAGGCAGGACUAGGCCAGCUAGCGCCGACCGCGGCGACAUUGUACCCCGUAAAGUGAGUGAAGCCCUUCUGAGAUUCCUGGGGCGACUCAGAAGAGCAAGAGUAACUACUAUAAGGGAUCAUCCCGCCUUUGGACGUCUUAUUAACCGCUUUGGGAGGCGCUUGUUUUACCCGGCCCUUUCUCAGGACGAGCGUCUUGCCCUUGCCCAGUCAACCUCUGUUACUGUGCCUUUGUCAGUUCAACUGCAGGACCUUUACGACAUUUCUGGGGACAGCCGCCAAACAUUAGCUCAGAAGCAGGAAGACGCGCUAGCUGGACGGGGAAGUACAAGUCCUUCAGAUUCCGAUGGUUCUACCGCUGACUCUCACGAGAGGACUUCACAAAGCCAGCAUCCCUAUGGAGCUGAAGACGCAGCCGAAGAAAGAGAGAUCCAUGAAGCAUGGCCAAGCGAAACUUCCGAACCGCAAUCAAUGCAUACUGACUUGUUUUCUCAGGAAGGGACCCCAACUUCGUUUCCAAGCACUGUUUCAUCUCUCGAGAGUUUGGCGCCCCCUCAGUCGAGCAGCACUGAUGCUGGAUCUGCCUUUUCACUUGAGAAUGCGCAUAACCCUGAACUUUACGCGGGACAGCAAUUCUUGGAUCAAAUAUACACUGCCGUGCAUCAGCUCUUAUUGCUUUCAUCAGGUGCAUACGCAGGGUCUGCACCGGCGCUUCGUUCAGGAAGCUUCAUGGCUGACGCGCCUCCCGAAACCAUGAUGCCUCGAAGACCACAUGGGAGUGCUCUAGGAUCUCAUGCUAGGGCCACUGAGAGGAGCCUCUCGCUUUCGUAUACAGACAGCCCCCGCGCCAGUGCAAAAACUGCGAAUCCCAGCGUAGCAAGAGGACAAGAAAGUUAUGGAAGUGCGCAUGGAAAAUAUCUUUCUGGAGGGACCACACAGACCCUUCAGAUAUACAUGCAGAAGCGAGUAGAAAUGCCUCUUGGAGACCCCAGGGAGGUGACCAUACAGGAGCUGAGCCUACACAACGUUCUAAAGGAGCACAUGGAGAGUCCGCUACAGGAGCUCACUCGAAGGCUUUUAUAUGGGUCCGCAGAGCACCUUCGGAUACAUAUGAAGAAGCAAGUAGAAGACCAUCUAGAGAUGCCUCUUGGAGACCUCGGAGAGGUGACCAUACAGAAGCUGAGCCUACAGAAUAUUUUGAAGGAGCGCCUCGAGAGUCCGCUACAGGAGCUCACUCGAGGCCCUUCAGAUGGGUCCGCAGCGAACCCUCAGACACAUAUGGAGAAGGAAGUAGAAGAGCAUCUAGAUAUUCCUCUUGGAGAUAUUGGGGAGGCGACCGUAGAGGAACUGAGCCUACAGAAUAUUCUGAUGGAGCACAUGGAGAGUCCGCUACACGAGCCCACUCAAGGCCUUUUAGAUGGGUCCACAGCGAACCUUCAGAUACAUAUGAAGAAGCGAGUAGAAGAGAAUCUAGAGAUGUCUCCUGGAGACCUCGGACAGAUGGCCGUAGAGGAACUGAGCCUACAGAAUAUUCUGAAGCAGCGCAUGGAGAGUCCGCUACACGAGCCCACUCGAGGCCGUUGA
Molecule: messenger RNA, 2694 nt
Organism: Eimeria tenella
Lineage: Eukaryota; Apicomplexa; Conoidasida; Eucoccidiorida; Eimeriidae
Exons: 2
Coding region: 1-2694 (897 amino acids)
Source: RefSeq, a predicted model, not a curated record